AUGGAACUUGAUGAGGCAUCCACAGCUGACGGCUAUUAUGAUCGAAUCAAGGCUAUUUGUGGACAAAUCAGGGUCGUAAGUUUUCGCAAAAGAGGUUUCGAUUUAUAUGGUCUCAGCAAUUUAGAUGGACUGGCUUUUAACACCGAUACGAUUUGCACGCGUUACUCAUUUCAACCUAGUUAUUCAUAAGGUAGACCAAGAAGCCAAAUCAUAUCUUCAGCGGACAUCUUUAGGCGUUCAAAAUAUGGUUACAAUUGACGUCAUUGCAGAUGGCAAUUGUCUCUAUAACUCUAUCGUAUGUUUGACUGAUAAUACAGUUUUGAUAUCUUGCGAACCGAGAGGUAGGUACUUCCAACUUUACUAUUCAGUUCUGUUAAUACAAUCUUUCUAAUUCAAAAUGUAAUAGAACUCGUAAAAAAUGAAACUCUCUACAGCAAUCGCCUUGCACAUAUUGUUGGACCACUCAAUGAGGUGAUAAAAAUAUCACCCAUCAUUUUUCAUUCUCGGAACUUUAUGAAAUCCCAGCCUUGAGCAAUGUUCUUCAAUGCAAUAUACGAGUUAUAUAUCCUAGAAUUGAUUAUCGACCUGAUCUAGACAUCAUGAAUAGUACGUUUGAGCAUGCUCAAUCCAGUAUUUCAUCUAAAACAAUUUAUAUAUCCUGGUUACAUACUCAAAGUGAAAGAGACACAAGUAAAAGUAAUGUUGAUAAUUGGACACCUAAUAAUUUCGUACCACUUUUACUUCCAUCGAGUGAGUCUCAGAAUCAAAGUAACCUGACUGAACCGAAAUCCACUGUGUCACGCUCGGUGAGUUUAAUGUUUUAGUACAGAACCUUUUACACAAAUAAAACACACUUUCACUUACAGACGCCAACUAAUUCAACAACGAAGAAUAACGUACUAACUCGAAUUUGCAUCCCUGAAUUUAAUAUGGAGAAUAAUAAAAUUCAACAAUUUCAAACAUCAUUGACCUAUUACAUGGUAAGCCAGGAAACCGCAACAACUUCUCGAACUAAACGAAUAGUACAAGCAAGUGAGACUCACACGAGCGCGAAGAACACGAAUAUUGACAAAAGACGAUUACAAGCUUGUCAAAGGAUGGCUUUUAAACGAGCUCAAGCUACACCAGAGGAAGCUGAAAGAUAGCGGAUAUUUGCAAGCGAAAGACGCGCUAUCAGAAGAGCUGCCUUUACAUCAGAACAAGCUAAACUAGAGCGGCCCCUUGCAGGAGAAAGAAUUGCAGCUAGAAGAGUUGCUUUAACAUCAGAAUAACUUGAACAUGAACGUACUAUGACUCGAGACAGAAGUGUAGCCAGAAGAACUGCUUUAACAGUGCAAGAAAUCGAAGUCCAGCGAGGGCUAACUCGUGAUAAAUUUGCAGCAUGGAGAGCUACUUUUACAUCGAAAGAGAUCCAGCUACAACGAACACUUGCUGCCGAACGAAGUAUGAAUAAACGAGCUACUGCAUCACCAAAAGAAGCUGAAGAACAGUGUGUGGGUGUGGGUGGGUGUGGGUGUGGGUGUGGGUGUGGGUGUGGGGG
Rotaria sp. Silwood1 is the source of this 1540-nucleotide messenger RNA. The record is from the annotation of a GenBank genome assembly. Lineage: Eukaryota; Metazoa; Rotifera; Eurotatoria; Philodinida; Philodinidae.